Molecule: messenger RNA, 1510 nt
Organism: Aegilops tauschii subsp. strangulata
Lineage: Eukaryota; Viridiplantae; Streptophyta; Magnoliopsida; Poales; Poaceae
Product: probable protein phosphatase 2C 43
Biological process (GO): protein dephosphorylation
Molecular function (GO): protein serine/threonine phosphatase activity; cation binding
Source: RefSeq, a predicted model, not a curated record
GCACACGCAGCAGCGGAGUGCACUCCGCUAGUAAUAUUCCACUGCUCCCACCUUCUCGGUACGUAGGCACAAGGAGUAAGACCUGGCCUUGUGAUCUGUGAUGGGGCAGUAGGCAGCUCAGGUCAGAGCUUCACGCAACUGCGUCGACGUGUUGGGGGCUAGCUCUCUUCUCUUGGGCACCGGGGCGAGCCAAAUGUGGGAUGUGGCCGUGGUUGGAGAAGAUUGCGUCCGCGUGCUGGGACCGGGUCCGGAGGUACGCGCCUACGAGUACGAGGAGGGAUGAGGACGGCGGCAGCGGCAGCGGCGCAGACGCCGACGACCUGCUGCUCUGGUCGCGGGACCUUGGGCGCCACGCGGCGGGGGACUUUUCCUUCGCCGUCGUCCAGGCCAACGAGGUGCUCGAGGACCACAGCCAGGUCGAGACCGGCGCCGCCGCCACCUUCGUCGGCGUCUACGACGGCCACGGCGGCGCCGAGGCCUCCCGCUUCAUCUCCAACCACCUUUCCGCGCACCUCGUCCGUCUUGCCCAAGAAAGUGGAGCAGUAUCUGAGAAUGUUGUCCGAAAUGCCUUUUCUGCUACAGAGGAAGGCUUCCUGUCGCUCGUGCGCAGGACACACUUGAUAAAACCUUCUAUUGCUGCCAUCGGAUCUUGCUGUCUGGUUGGUGUCAUAUGGAGAAAAACACUUUACCUGGCCAAUCUUGGCGAUUCUCGGGCGGUUGUCGGUUGUUUAGUUGGAUCAAACAAGAUUUUUGCCGAGCAGCUAACGAGAGACCACAACGCAAGCAUCGAGGAAGUGAGGCAGGAGCUUAAAUCUCUUCACCCUGAUGACUCACAGAUUGUUGUUCUGAAAAAUGGCGUCUGGCGCAUCAAAGGCAUUAUACAGGUUUCAAGGUCUAUAGGUGAUGCAUAUCUAAAGAAGCAAGAAUUCGCUGUCGAUCCAUCCAUAACUCGAUUCCAUCUCUCCGAGCCUCUCCGACGGCCCGUUCUAACUUCCGAGCCCUCAAUAAGCACGAGGCUUAUUCGUCCACAAGAUAGUUUUGUUAUCUUUGCAUCGGAUGGAUUAUGGGAGCACCUUACAAACCAGCAAGCCGUCGAAAUCGUGCACAACAAUCCACGUGAAGGUAUUGCAAGGAGGCUGAUAAAAGCAGCUUUGAAAGAAGCUGCACGGAAGAGGGAAAUGAGGUACAACGAUAUUACGAAACUAGAGAAAGGAGUCCGUCGAUUCUUCCAUGAUGACAUCACAGUUGUUGUAGUUUUCAUUGAUCAUGGGCUACUGCAGGAGGGGAAUGCUUCUGCUCCUGAACUUUCAGUUCGUGGGUUUGUUGAGUCAAGAGGCUCCUCCAGCUUUUCAGGGUUAAAUAGCAUUUCUUGAUAUACUAAUCUAGUGAUCUUGUUUUUAUCAUUCCAGUGUAAUCUUAAAUUUAAACUUUGAAGCCGUCUUUUGGUUCUGUUAUUGCAUAGCAGAGUACAUUAAUAGUUCAAUGUAUAUAACUUCAUGCCACCUUGGAA